AUGCCUACCUUGAAGCAGAUCAGCUGCUCACUGGAGCUCGGCAGCAACACACGACUGAAAGAGUACGGCCACCGCUACACUGACGGCGGCGUCGAAGCCUUCGUGGCCGUCCCGGAUACGCAAAUCCCCUUCCAUAUCCGAGUCACCUCGAGCGGAUACAUCGCGCCGGGUCUGGCGGCAUUCGUGUUCAUGGACGGCGCGUAUCAGUGCAAUCGUAAUCGGCAGCGGUUGGCAAUACCUGCUCCCGGCUUGGAUCCUAGCAAGUACGAGGUCGACUUCCAGCUGCGUCAGAAGGAGGAGAAGACUUCAGAAGGCCUCUUUGUGGCUCGAGAGUGGUCAUUUGCCCAGUUGAAGACCGGAAAUGCCGACCGAGCGCCCGACGUCAACCCCAGCUUUGCAUCCAAUGUAGGUACCAUUGAGGUUGUCAUUCUGAGGUGCAAAGAAGGUGGUUUCAGAGAAGAUGCAGUGGAUCCAGCACACGCAGUAGUCAACGGCGGCCCUGCUACGACAACGCCGUCUCGGGCCGCAUCUGUUGUCAGUAAUGUCGUCUCUGUCACGAAACCAGCUUCCGUUGCGAAAACAGCAUCAGCUAAAGCUUCGAGCAAGGCUCCGUCGAAGGCGGUCUCUGAAUUGGGCGGCCUAAUGGGGCUCUUUGACGGAGCCGCUGAUGAUGACUUCGGCGCAAGCUAUGACGGCCCGGAUGAUUACGACCCACACGGCUUCCCUCGCCGCUCUCCCAGUUAUGUCGAGAGACGGCCGCCGCCACCAGAUUAUCGCUGGGACACCUUUCGUGGCGGAUAUCGACACUUGCCUCCACUCCACCGAUCCCCAGACCAAUUCAGAAGAGUCUACGAGGAUGAAUUCCACAGUCUCGAUGUGCAUCCGCCAGAGGACAGUCCUCCCGGCAACAACAACGAGAGAGGCGACAUGGUCUUUAUCGAAGAAUCAGCUGGUCAGAUUGGGCAACUCGUCAUGCAAGGAACCGAAUGUGCCAAGCGGUACACAAUUAUGGAACGAGAAGCCAAUAUGCAUCGCUAUGAGCCUGACGUCUUUUCCACCAUGGCUAGAGCUCUUCAGCGCAAAGCACAAGAUAUUACAUCCAUAAACCAGGAGAUUAACAGUUUGUACAGAUCCAUUGAUGCCUGCAUGCGCCGAAUGGACAAGAACGAUUUCCAGCAAAUGAGAAGCUUCCUACAUCAGCAACACGUCUAUCCAGAGAUACAGAUCGAGCUGGCCACACCGCUGCCGACGCCGACGCCCCGUCGGGUCAGUCCACAAUCUCCUCAAACACCUGCUAUAUCCAGACUUCGAGGUUCGGUUGCCAAAGCUGGUUGGCAGGAUGGAGGAAGUGGCAAAACGAGGAAGAGUUUGGCGGAAAGAAAACAGCAGGGGCUGAACCAUCGCGACGAGAGCGAUGCGGGACGCCGGUCCCCCCCUCGAAGCCAAAAGAGUAACGAGGAUAUGGACGGCGUUGCUAAGUGGACUGGUAAUGUGCAAGAAGAUGAUAUCUGGGAGACGGCCUCGGCGAAGAAAAUCUCGCGCAAUGGGCGGUGGCAUAGCUCGCCCGCACAGGACAGCUCGCGCAGAAACAUAGGCUGGAAUGAUACACCAGCCAACUGGAACGAUACACCAGGAAAGAGCAGCUCGCGCCACGACAAGAACGCUUGGGGCAACUCGUCAGGCUCGGUACAUUCCGCCAAAAAGUCGCAGAAACCGCAAAAGGGUGGCGGUUGGUCUCCCGACAGAUCGUCUGUAAGUAAGCCACCAGGUGCAUGGCCCGCGACUCCCAACAAGAGUGGCAAGAGCUGGUCACAACAAGGCGAAGGUCAGGACACCGGCAGCUGGGGCGGCGGUGGCGCCUGUGACAAUAUUGAAUCUAAGUCAAACAAUAAUGGCGCGGGUUGGAGUGGUGAUGGCAACGAUGAUGGCGGAAGCACCGCUUGGGUAGAUCAGGCUGACGCACACUCUGAAAAGCAGGAUGAUUCCAACCAUGGCUGGGGAGCGACGGGUGAUGAUAAUGCGAAGGCCAAUUCCUGGGGCGGUGGCAAUGAUCCAUCCCAGAACAACCAAUCCCAGGCUUCUCAGAAGUCCACAAGCCAAUGGGGCCAUGGAAAUCAAUCAAAGAACAACGAUGAAACCGGAGCGGGUGACAAGCCAGCAAAUGACGACCAUGGAGGAGGAGAUUGGGGCAAUGUUCAGAAAACCAGGAGUCGGACCAAGUCAACGCAGCAGAAAGUCAAGUCAAAAGCAGCCGACAAUAGCUGGGGCAGCGAUGGCGCACUGUCAAAAUUGAGAGACGAUGCUGUGGCAACCACGGUUUCAGCGAUUCGUCCAGUCAUCAAGCCCUAUUGGCAAGUCUGGGACAAGCCAGCAGAAGAGGAGAAGAAACCUCGAACGCAACCUCGCGAUGCAUAUGUUUACCCAGCACCGCCAUCGAUUGCAGCACCUCCAGGCAAACCUCCCAGCGUAAGCCACGGCGUCCAAGCAGGUCGAGGAGCGAAUUACACGCACAAACUCCAUCAACCCGAAUAUCUCGACACCAUGCAACAACCCUACGCCAUUUUCACAUUCAAGUAUCGGAGCAAAGCCGCAGUAGAGAAGAUUCUAAAGAAGAAAAUCGAUACGAGUAAUGUGCAACAAGCAGUCAAAGAAGUUGAAGCAGAGAGAUUGAGGAGACUACCCAAGGACGAACUAGUCGCAGAACUGAUGCGAAGACAAACGAUGAUGAGCAGCAGCCGCAAUAGCAGCAACAACAGCAGCAACGGCAACAGCAGCGCUUCAUCAUCUCACCUGCCUUCCCACACAAGUAAGCUCCGUGAAGACAAUAAUGAUGGAGAGAAGGAGAAGAAAGCCAGUAGCAGAACAAAGUCACCCUCGAACAAAAGCGGCUGGGGUGUCGAAGUCAAACCCUCUGACUCUGUGAGUAAUGUUGCCGCAUCGCGAGCAUCGCGAGCAUCGAAGAAGGUGGAGAAGGAGAAGGUGGAUGAUUGGCAGCAAGUGGGACAGGGUGAAGUCGCCACUAGUUGGCAUCAGAAAGGAGGAAGCAGAGCAAGCAAGGCGAAGACGGAAGAGCAUUGGAAUUCCGGGGAUGCGGAUAUGAAGCAGGCUGGUGGUGGCAUUUGGUGAAGAGAGAGAGAGAGAGAGAGAGAGAGAGAGAG
Molecule: messenger RNA, 3158 nt
Organism: Sphaerulina musiva SO2202
Lineage: Eukaryota; Fungi; Ascomycota; Dothideomycetes; Mycosphaerellales; Mycosphaerellaceae
Exons: 2
Coding region: 1-3126 (1041 amino acids)
Source: RefSeq, a predicted model, not a curated record